Messenger RNA from Striga hermonthica, 1410 nucleotides. The record is from the annotation of a GenBank genome assembly. NCBI's taxonomy places the organism in Eukaryota, Viridiplantae, Streptophyta, Magnoliopsida, Lamiales, Orobanchaceae.
AUGGAGGACCCAAUAUGCCCAAUCGACGCAAAAUAUGCCGGUCAAGUUUCCGCCCUUCUCACUCCUCCGCCUCUUCAUCAAGUUCAGGAGUACUAUGAAGCACUUGUAUCUGAAAGAAAAUGCUCCGGGCUUAAGGUGAAACCAGAGAGCGAGCAUGGCAAAGGAGUUUUCAGUGAAGUAGAUUUUCAAGAAGGUGACCUAAUAUUGAAGGAUCAAAUACUUGCUGGCGCACAACAUUCGUCUAACAAGAUCGAUUGCUUGGUGUGUAGCUUUUGCUUCCGAUUCAUUGGCUCUAUAGAGCUUCAGAUUGGAAGGAAACUGUAUCUGGAAGAGUUGGGGAUCCGUGCAGUUGAUGAGUGUGGGCCUUCUGAUGAUGAGGGAUCGUGUAGCAGCUCAUCACAAAAGACUCGUCUCCCACAAGAUACUAUCCAGUUUUUAAUGAAUGGCAACUUGCUUUUGCCUUAUUCAGAGAAGUUCCCUUUGCCUUCGGUUGUUUCAUGCCUGGGAGGAUGCCUAGAAACUCAUUACUGCAGCCAAUCGUGUGCGGAAGCUGAGUGGGAUUUGUUCCAUUCAUUACUCUGUGCUGGGAAAGGAUCAUCUUCACCUAAUACAAAAGCACUCGAAGAAUUCACGAAACAUGCAAAUGGUAAAGAUGCGAAUUCUUUCUCUGAAUUUGUUACUGUGAUUUCAUCUACCAUUUUGAGGUACAGAAAGUUGAAAGUGGUUCAGGGUGAAGUGCAGGGCAAGAAUGAUGCAUCUUGUCUGAGCAACAAUGAUAUUUCCCCUUUCCUGUUGGAGGCAUGGAAGCCUGUUUCCAUGGGAUUCAAGAGAAGGUGGUGGGAGUGUGUUGCUCUGCCCGAAGAUGUUGACUCUUGUGAUGAAGAAGAAUUCAGAUUGCAAAUAAAACAUUUAGCAUUUGAGUCACUACAGCUCCUGAAGGAAGCCAUUUAUGAUGAAGAAUGCGCGCCGCUGUUUUCUCUUGAUGUCUAUGGUCAUAUAAUUGGCAUGUUUGAGCUGAAUAACCUUAAUUUGGUUGUAGCAUCGCCUGUGGAGGAUUACUUCUUGUUCAUUGAUGAUCUUCCUCUCUCACAAAAGAAAGAAGCUGAAAAGAUAACAAAAUCAUUCCUUGAUGCCCUUGGAGAUGACUACUCAAUUUCAUGUGAAGGUACCGCAUUUUUCCCGUUGCAGAGUUGUAUGAAUCACUCGUGCAUUCCUAAUGCAAAAGCAUUUAAGCGAGAAGAGGACAAAGAUGGCCAAGCUACUAUCAUAGCUGAACGACCAAUUAGAAAGGGAGAAGAGAUAACGAUAUCGUACAUAGAUGAGGAUCUUCCUUACAAAGAGAGGCAGGAAUCACUCGCGGACUACGGGUUCACAUGUAAAUGCCCCAAAUGCAUCGAAGAAGAGCCAUGA